Molecule: messenger RNA, 751 nt
Organism: Dicrocoelium dendriticum
Lineage: Eukaryota; Metazoa; Platyhelminthes; Trematoda; Plagiorchiida; Dicrocoeliidae
Source: the annotation of a GenBank genome assembly
GCAGAAACCUGCUGCUCUCCUUCGCUAACAGCCGAAUCAAACACACUGUCUGAGGGCUCGUUACUAACAAGGUCUUUGCUAACAGGUAAACUGACAUUCGACAGUAAACAAUCAGAUGCAGGAUCAGACAACUUGCCAGUGUCUUCUACUGUCUCCUGACAGAGAAGACCUGAGCGUUCUAGGCCCUGCACAAUCCAUUCAACUUUCCUGUCUAACGAGACAAUCAGAGACAACAAACUUUCCAAAGAAACAGGACUGCUCUUUACUGGCGUGUAACGCUCAGUCCUGGGCCUACAACAGUCAUUACAACGGUAGAGUAAACUCUCGCUACUGGACAGAAGAGCGUACUGUCUACGAUCCAAGCCAGUACAGGCCUUAUGGAACCAACGGCUACAGAUAUCGCACUGCAUGCCCCCGGACGAAUCUGUAACCGCUUCUAGACAACCCACUUUACCACACAUGACCACAGAGUCGUCAGAAGGCGGACACGGCGAGUUUAAGCAGCGCUUGACAACCAUCGUGACGGAGAGGGUUCAGAGAAAGAAUUGAAUGUAAUAGAUAAGAAGCAAAGAUGUGAACCGGAUUACGGUGACAACUUAUGCAAGCGACGAGAGCACCAAUCGGAACGACCAAGUGUGACACGAGUGUAUUGGAAUGAACUCACCAAGUCACAAAGCCGAAGUGGACUCCAGGGAUAUAACAACAGGACCUUUGCGAGGGAGCAGAGGCUGACACACGGAUAACUGAAGAU